Messenger RNA from Panicum virgatum (switchgrass), 1169 nucleotides. Its product is annotated as myb-related protein Hv1-like. The record is from RefSeq and is a predicted model, not a curated record. The coding region runs from base 197 to 934 and encodes 245 amino acids. NCBI's taxonomy places the organism in Eukaryota, Viridiplantae, Streptophyta, Magnoliopsida, Poales, Poaceae. The transcript has 2 exons.
UCCUCCUCCCCGAUCCAGUCAAGUGUGCCUAUAAAAUCCAGGCCCCCCCUCCACCCACCCUUGGGGCUCGCAAGCACCGCAGCAGCAACCUCCACUGCCGCAAGGCCACCGCAACGAAGAAAGCGGCGGCAAAAGGAUACUCGGGAAAGCGGCAAGCAACAUCGGCGGUCAGUCUGGUCUUGGCUCGCCGGCCGCCAUGGGGAGGUCGCCGUGCUGCGAGAAGGCGCACACCAACAAGGGCGCGUGGACCAAGGAGGAGGACGACCGGCUCGUGGCGUACAUCAAGGCGCACGGCGAGGGGUGCUGGCGCUCGCUGCCCAAGGCCGCCGGCCUGCUCCGCUGCGGCAAGAGCUGCCGCCUCCGGUGGAUCAACUACCUCCGGCCCGACCUCAAGCGCGGCAACUUCACGGAGGAGGAGGACGAGCUCAUCAUCAAGCUCCACAGCCUCCUCGGCAACAAAUGGUCCCUGAUCGCCGGGAGGCUGCCGGGGAGGACGGACAACGAGAUCAAGAACUACUGGAACACGCACAUCCGGAGGAAGCUGCUGAGCCGGGGGAUCGACCCGGUGUCCCACCGGCCGAUCAACGAGCACGCGUCCAACAUAACCAUAUCCUUCGAGGCGGCGGCGGCGGCGCGCGAGGAGAAGGGCGCCGUGUUCCGGCUUGAGGAGCCGAAGGCGGCAGCGGCGAUCGGCCGCGACCAGAACCCCGGCGGCGACUGGGGCCACGGGAAGCCGCUCAAGUGCCCCGACCUGAACCUGGACCUCUGCAUCAGCCCGCCGUGCCAGGAGGAGCCCCUGAAGCCGGUGAAGCGGGAGGCCGGGCUCUGCUUCAGCUGCAGCCUGGGGCUCCCCAAGAGCGCCGAGUGCAAGUGCAGCAGCUUCCUGGGGCUCCGGACCGCCAUGCUCGACUUCAGAAGCCUCGAGAUGAAAUGAAAUGAGCCUAUCUGUUCCUCCCUCUAAUCCCCCUCCCGUUUUGUCACCCCUGGAUAUUUGGUUAGCUCUCGUAGGUGAAAAUACUGGUAGCGAGUGAAAAGAGAAAAGAGAGACAAGAAAAAGAAAGUGAGGAUUUGAGCCCUGGAUCUUCCCUGCUCUCUCCCUCUCUCGUUGCUCCGUUUUGCGUCUCCUGAUGAUCAUGGGCAAAUAAUAUCUGCUGCUAGGCCUAGGUCUC